CUGUCCUUGGCGCUGAUAGCACGCAUGCGCUCUACUCAGGCGCUAGGCGUACCACAAGUGGCGCCGGGGGCGUUAAUUCUGCUGUCAGUCGACAGUUUUAUUCACCGUUUCAAGAUUUUUGUAGAUAUUCAGCAACAAUGACAGACUCCAAGUAUUUCACAACCACGAAGAAAGGUGAACUGUUUGAGCUCAAAUCAGAGUUGAACAAUGACAAGAAGGAAAAGAAAAAAGAAGCAGUCAAGAAGGUGAUUGCUUCUAUGACUGUGGGUAAGGAUUUGUCCGCACUCUUUCCCGACGUAGUGAAUUGCAUGCAGACGGAUAACUUGGAGCUAAAAAAGCUAGUGUACUUGUAUCUGAUGAACUAUGCUAAAAGUCAGCCCGACAUGGCCAUCAUGGCUGUCAACACCUUUGUCAAGGAGCUAGCGACAUCUCCGAUGACAAAGGACUGCGAGGACCCGAAUCCCCUCAUCCGGGCACUGGCUGUACGUACCAUGGGCUGCAUCCGAGUGGAUAAGAUAACCGAAUAUCUCUGCGAACCUCUGCGAAAGUGUUUGAAAGAUGAGGAUCCAUACGUUCGUAAGACAGCAGCUGUUUGUGUCGCCAAGUUGUAUGACAUUAACGCAUCUCUUGUCGAAGAUCAAGGAUUUCUGGAUCAGCUUAAGGAUCUUUUGUCAGACAGCAACCCCAUGGUUGUGGCAAAUGCGGUGGCAGCGCUAUCUGAAAUAAAUGAAGCCAGUCCUAGCGGCCAACCAUUGGUGGAGAUGAAUGCGCAAACCAUCAAUAAAUUGCUGACAGCCUUGAAUGAGUGUACUGAAUGGGGCCAAGUCUUCAUUCUUGAUUCACUGGCCAAUUAUUCACCAAAAGAUGAUCGCGAGGCCCAAAGUAUUUGUGAAAGAAUUACCCCACGACUCGCUCAUGCAAAUGCAGCCGUAGUUUUGUCUGCAGUCAAGGUUUUGAUGAAGCUUAUGGAAAUGUUGCAAUCUGAGUCUGAUUUUGUUGGAACACUUACUAAAAAAUUAGCACCACCAUUGGUCACUCUUCUGAGUUCUGAGCCUGAAGUUCAAUAUGUUGCUCUUAGAAACAUUAAUUUGAUCGUUCAAAAAAGACCAGAUAUAUUGAAACAUGAAAUGAAAGUAUUCUUUGUCAAGUAUAAUGACCCUAUCUAUGUAAAACUGGAAAAACUGGACAUCAUGAUCAGAUUGGCUUCCCAAGCAAAUAUUGCUCAAGUUUUAUCCGAAUUAAAAGAAUAUGCGACUGAAAUAGACGUAGACUUUGUAAGAAAAGCAGUCAGAGCUAUUGGUCGUUGUGCUAUCAAAGUUGAGCCCUCUGCUGAACGCUGCGUCUCGACUCUCCUGGAUUUGAUCCAAACGAAAGUGAAUUACGUGGUACAAGAAGCUAUCGUUGUAAUCAAAGACAUAUUCCGAAAAUAUCCCAACAAAUACGAAAGUAUUAUUUCAACCCUCUGUGAAAACUUGGAUACUCUUGAUGAGCCUGAAGCUAGAGCUUCCAUGAUCUGGAUAAUUGGAGAAUAUGCGGAGAGAAUCGACAAUGCUGACGAGUUGCUAGAAAGUUUUCUUGAAGGAUUCCACGAUGAAAACACACAGGUUCAGCUCCAGUUGCUCACCGCGAUCGUAAAGCUAUUCUUAAAAAGGCCAACUGAUACUCAAGAGUUGGUGCAGCAAGUACUUAGCUUAGCUACCCAAGAUUCUGACAAUCCAGAUUUGAGAGAUCGUGGAUUUAUCUACUGGCGAUUACUCAGCACAGAUCCAGCAGCUGCCAAAGAAGUAGUAUUAGCUGAGAAGCCACUCAUUUCUGAAGAAACAGAUCUCUUGGAACCAGCACUUUUAGAUGAACUAAUUUGCCAUAUAUCCAGUCUCGCUUCUGUCUAUCAUAAGCCACCUACAGCCUUUGUAGAAGGAAGAGCGGCCGGAGCCCGAAAGUCACUUCCAGCUAGAAGCAACUCCAACGAAGAAACCGUCCAACGUACUUCUCAACCUCAAUCUCAAGUUAUACCUGCCCAGGACUCUCUGAUCGGAGAUCUUCUUAGUAUGGAUAUUGGUGGUCCAGGUGCAGUCGCACCUCCGCCAACUACACAGGCUGGCUUAAGUCUGGAUUUGUUGGGAGGAGGUCUUGAUAGUAUUUUAGGUUCUGUUGACCCUGUCGGCCCUCCUGCAGUAUCUCAAACUACCACAGGACUUUUGGGCGAUAUAUUUGGAUUCAGUCAAGCACCCACGUCAUAUAUACCACCAAAAGUCAACUGGCUGCCGGCUGAAAAAGGAAAAGGUUUUGAUGUUUGGGGAACAUUCUCCAGGAAAAAUGGACAAAUAAGCAUGGAUAUGAUCUUUUCUAACAAAGCAAUGCAACCUAUGGGAGGAUUCGCAAUUCAACUGAAUAAAAACAGUUUUGGUCUAACACCAGCUGCACCAUUACAAAUUGCAGGGCCACUAAAUCCAGGUGCUAGUAUUGAAACAAAUAUUAUCCUGUCAACGGCUGGCGCUGUGCAGCGUAUGGACCCAUUAAAUGAUCUUCAAGUUGCUAUGAAGAACAAUAUUGGCAUUUUUUAUUUUGCUUGUCUUGUACCCAUGAACGUUUACUUCACUGAAGACGGACAAUUGGAUAAAAGGAUUUUUUUAUCCACUUGGAAAGACAUACCAGCUCAGAAUGAGGUACAAUACACGCUUACUGGUGUUAUGUUGACCGCUGAUCAGGUAGUACAGAAGAUGCAACAAAACAACGUUUUCACUAUUGCUAAACGGAACGUCGAAGGGCAAGAUAUGCUUUAUCAAUCUCUCAAACUGACCAACAAUGUAUGGGUCCUAAAUGAGCUCAAAAUUCAACCGGGCAAUCCUAAUGUAACCUUGUCGUUGAAGUCACGAUCCGUCGAGGUAGCUGGAGGAGUUUUUGCUGCUUAUGAUGCAAUUUUGCAUUCGUGAAUACCAACGCCAUUCCAAAUCCUAAAGUUCCCCGUUAUGAAUCUUAUUAUUGAUGAUUAAUAAAAUAAUUGUAAUGAAUGCGUAAUAUAGAUAUCUUAUACGACUGUUCAAAUUUUUCAAAUCUUGUGUUUUACUAAAAUUUUUAUUGCCACUAAAUUGUCGUCAUAUCUUUAGAUCAUAUGUGCAGAAAAAUUGUUCCCAGUUAUGAGUAAUCAUUUUAAAUGACGUACUCUGUUUAAUAAUUCGUAAACAGAAGUGAUACACAACAUUUGAAUGAGCUAUUGGAGUAGGUAUACAUGAUUGUUUUCAAAUAGCCACAAAAAUUUAUCGAUUGUAGGCUACAUGAUGUAUAAUAAUGAAAUGAGAAAAUAUGAUAUAUAAACUAAUAA
Molecule: messenger RNA, 3322 nt
Organism: Athalia rosae (coleseed sawfly)
Lineage: Eukaryota; Metazoa; Arthropoda; Insecta; Hymenoptera; Athaliidae
Gene: AP-1-2beta
Product: AP-1 complex subunit beta-1
Exons: 12
Coding region: 138-2933 (931 amino acids)
Biological process (GO): intracellular protein transport; vesicle-mediated transport
Cellular component (GO): clathrin adaptor complex; membrane coat
Molecular function (GO): clathrin binding
Source: RefSeq, a predicted model, not a curated record